Dermatophagoides pteronyssinus (European house dust mite) is the source of this 681-nucleotide messenger RNA. RefSeq lists its product as uncharacterized. The record is from RefSeq and is a predicted model, not a curated record. Lineage: Eukaryota; Metazoa; Arthropoda; Arachnida; Sarcoptiformes; Pyroglyphidae.
UUUUUGUUCUUCUUCGUUUUGUUUAAUCCAAUAUGAUUUUUAAAUGUUUGAAUAAAAAACAUUUCAAUUAUAACAUGUUUCCAUGUUUUCUAGUCAUCAUAAUGAUUAUGCCAAUCAAUUUUCUGGAUGCAGAUCCAGAAAUGUUAUUAACAUCAACAACAACAACAGAUCAACAACAAUCACGUGAUUCACCAUUAUUACGAAGUAGAAAACGUAUUUCCGAUCAUUCGAUAGAAAAUUUAAGAAAUGAAAAUAUUGGUAGCAGUUUAAUAAUGGUUCCAAUGGUUAAUAUUCAAAAUAAUAAUCAGGAUUUAAUUACGGAUCGUGUACGAAUGAGUUUAGAAUGUCGACCAAAAUCAAUGUUAAUGUCGAUGAAUUUUUCCGAACCAUUUCGUGGUGUUGUUAGUGUAGGAAAAAGUACCUAUAAUUCCUUUGAACAAAAUCAAGAAUGUGCAUUACGUGGUGAUGGACGUCAUAUAUAUUCAUUACAAAUUUUUCAUAAUCGUUGUCUAACACGAUUUGAUAAAAAACAUGGCCAAUUUAUAAAUACAUUGUUUGUACGUUAUCAUCCAACAUUGGAAACUGGUGGUGAUUAUUCAAAAACAUUAUUAUGUAAAUUUAGUCUUGCUAAUUUUAGUGUUAAUUAAUUAUAAUUUAACUUUUAUAAAUAAAAUUUUCAAU